Molecule: messenger RNA, 1519 nt
Organism: Punica granatum (pomegranate)
Lineage: Eukaryota; Viridiplantae; Streptophyta; Magnoliopsida; Myrtales; Lythraceae
Source: RefSeq, a predicted model, not a curated record
CAUCGUCAGACUUCACCGGAACUCAUAGUGUUUCUGAAGAGACAAACAACACCUUACCUACAAAAAAAUGAAGCAGUCAAUCUCUGCUUCUGUUGCUGCUCCUUCAACUCUUCCUUCCCUUUCUAUCCUCCGUAAAGCUCGGCUCUCUCCGUACCUCAUCUCGCUGUUAAUUUUCAUUCUGUUCGUCUCGGUUCUGUACGGAGAAGACCUCUUGUGCAUCUUUGGGCAGCAGCUCCAGCUCAACCAGGUCCCAGACAGCCCAGUUUCAGGAACAAAGGAGGAGAAGCAAAGCAAGAAGCUGCCCUUUGCUAUUGGAGGGGAUCACGAGCCAGAACUGGAAGGCUGUGAUAUAUUCAGUGGAAAGUGGGUGUGGGACGACUCAUCCCGGCCGCUCUAUGACGAGUCUGACUGCCCGUACCUUCAGCCCCAGGUGACCUGCCAAGAGCAUGGACGGCCCGACCGGGACUACCAGUUCUGGAGGUGGCAGCCCGAAGGCUGUUCUCUUCCCAGCUUCAAUGCCACAUUGAUGCUGGAGGCACUGAGAGGAAAGAGGAUGAUGUUCGUUGGAGACUCCCUCAACAGAGGCCAGUUCAUGUCCAUGGCCUGCCUCCUCAACUCCGUCAUCCCUCGAAACGCCUCCUCCUUGCACACAUUCGGCUCCCUCUCGGUCUUUACUGCUAAGGAGUAUAAUGCAACGGUUGAGUUCUAUUGGGCACCAUUCCUUCUAGAAUCAAACUCAGACAAUGCCGACGUCCACAGGAUAUCCGACCGGAUCGUGAGGAAAGGCUCGAUCAACAAGCACGGCAAGCACUGGAAAGGGGUCGACAUAAUGGUGUUUAAUACAUAUCUUUGGUGGAUGACUGGUUUGAAAAUGAAGAUCAUGAGAGGAUCAUUUGAUGAUGAAGUGAAGGACAUCUUUGAGGUAUCAACUGAGGAUGCUUACAGGAUGGGAAUGAAGGCCAUGUUGAGAUGGGUCCAAAGGAACAUGGAUCUCAACAGGACCAGAGUCUUCUUUGUUAGCAUGUCACCUUCUCAUGGAAAGAGCAUAGAUUGGGGCGGCGAGCCUGGUGGCAACUGCUACAACCAGACGACCAUGAUCGCGGACCCGCACUAUUGGGGCUCCGACUGCCGGAGAUCCAUUAUGCAAGUGAUCGGAGAUGUCUUCUCGAAGACGGAGAUCCCCAUCACUCUGCUCAACAUCACGCGGCUCUCUGCCUAUAGGAAGGAUGCCCAUACCUCCAUCUACAAGAAGCAUUGGACUCGCCCCACCCCCGAGCAGCUCGCCAACCCUGCCAGCUACGCCGACUGUGUCCAUUGGUGCCUGCCCGGGCUCCAGGAUACCUGGAAUGAGCUCCUCUUUACGAAACUCUUCUUCCCAUGAUCGUUCGCUUAAUUUGCGAACGCGAAUGUUCGUGAAAUGUAUCCAAUUUUUCCACGGAAAUCUAAAGCUGGUGUUGUAAAGAAACAAAGCGUAGUUCACAAUUGAAUUGAAUCUUCUUAAAAGAAAAGACUACCCCUA